This is a messenger RNA of Cydia strobilella, 8945 nucleotides long. RefSeq lists its product as uncharacterized. Gene Ontology annotation, biological process: nucleolar large rRNA transcription by RNA polymerase I; RNA polymerase I preinitiation complex assembly. The transcript is spliced from 28 exons. NCBI's taxonomy places the organism in Eukaryota, Metazoa, Arthropoda, Insecta, Lepidoptera, Tortricidae. Gene Ontology annotation, cellular component: RNA polymerase transcription factor SL1 complex; RNA polymerase I core factor complex. Gene Ontology annotation, molecular function: RNA polymerase I core promoter sequence-specific DNA binding. The record is from RefSeq and is a predicted model, not a curated record. The coding region runs from base 95 to 8356 and encodes 2753 amino acids.
CAGUCCGCGAGUUUUCGUUUCCCACGCACGUGUAGUGCUUAGCUUUAUAAAUAAUGAGUAAAGUUUAUGAUAUAAGGUAGGAAAAACAAGAAGCAUGGGUAAAGGCGACCCGUGCGGUGUGUGCGGCGAGACUCGGAUGCGGCUGGUGGACGGGUUCUUCUACUGCGUGGAGUGCGGCACGCAGGACACGAAUGUCCAGGAGACCGUGGUGGAGCACCAGGCGCUGGGCGACGGCACAUUCGCCGUCGCGCGCCGCUCCCGGUACUCCGUCAAGAUCAAGGAGGGUGUGGAAAUGAGUCCGGAGUGGUACAAAUGGCACAAAUACAACUUCCUUCUGGCGGGGCUGACGGAGCUGCUCAUCGAGCUAGGCGCGGCUCCAAGUGUGCGCAUGAAGGUGCUGUGGAUCUGGAGCCGCUACAUCAAGAUGUUCCAGAAAAAGGAGGCGAUGGGCCCCGCUCAAGUCCUCAAGCAGCUAGAAGUCGGUUCCUCCUCCAGCGAGGCGGAGGAGCAGGAGGAGGAGGCCGAGGAGGUCGGGCCCCGCACUGCCCACGCCAAGAGCCUGCGGGUCGACCGCGUCACCAACUACAUGGUGGUCGCCAUACUGGCGCUGGCGCUCAACUUCGACCGAAGCCCCAUCCUGGUGUCGCAAUUCAUGCGCUUCUUGCGCUGGCGGCUGCUGCCCGUCGCCGACAAGUUCCGGUUCGUGCCCGCGGAGGUUCUCGACAAGCUACGCGGCAGGCGGAUGCGGCAGCUCACCGCCACCUCCUACGACACUACUGCCCUCAUGGUGUUCUUCCACCUCCCCGUCAUGAUGUGUCGCGUGAGCCGGCUGCUGGCGCUGGGCGCGCCGCUGACGCCGGACGUGGACGCCGCGCUGCACGCGCAGCUGCGCGAGCUGCGCGUACAGCGCGCGCUGGCGGUGCGGUGUUGUCGCGUGAGCCGGCUGCUGGCGCUGGGCGCGCCGCUGACGCCGGACGUGGACGCCGCGCUGCACGCGCAGCUGCGCGAGCUGCGCGUACAGCGCGCGCUGGCGGUGCGGUGUUGUCGCGUGAGCCGGCUGCUGGCGCUGGGCGCGCCGCUGACGCCGGACGUGGACGCCGCGCUGCACGCGCAGCUGCGCGAGCUGCGCGUACAGCGCGCGCUGGCGGUGCGGUGUUGUCGCGUGAGCCGGCUGCUGGCGCUGGGCGCGCCGCUGACGCCGGACGUGGACGCCGCGCUGCACGCGCAGCUGCGCGAGCUGCGCGUACAGCGCGCGCUGGCGGUGCGGUGUUGUCGCGUGAGCCGGCUGCUGGCGCUGGGCGCGCCGCUGACGCCGGACGUGGACGCCGCGCUGCACGCGCAGCUGCGCGAGCUGCGCGUACAGCGCGCGCUGGCGGUGCGGUGUUGUCGCGUGAGCCGGCUGCUGGCGCUGGGCGCGCCGCUGACGCCGGACGUGGACGCCGCGCUGCACGCGCAGCUGCGCGAGCUGCGCGUACAGCGCGCGCUGGCGGUGCGGUGUUGUCGCGUGAGCCGGCUGCUGGCGCUGGGCGCGCCGCUGACGCCGGACGUGGACGCCGCGCUGCACGCGCAGCUGCGCGAGCUGCGCGUACAGCGCGCGCUGGCGGUGCGGUGUUGUCGCGUGAGCCGGCUGCUGGCGCUGGGCGCGCCGCUGACGCCGGACGUGGACGCCGCGCUGCACGCGCAGCUGCGCGAGCUGCGCGUACAGCGCGCGCUGGCGGUGCGGUGUUGUCGCGUGAGCCGGCUGCUGGCGCUGGGCGCGCCGCUGACGCCGGACGUGGACGCCGCGCUGCACGCGCAGCUGCGCGAGCUGCGCGUACAGCGCGCGCUGGCGGUGCGGUGUUGUCGCGUGAGCCGGCUGCUGGCGCUGGGCGCGCCGCUGACGCCGGACGUGGACGCCGCGCUGCACGCGCAGCUGCGCGAGCUGCGCGUACAGCGCGCGCUGGCGGUGCGGUGUUGUCGCGUGAGCCGGCUGCUGGCGCUGGGCGCGCCGCUGACGCCGGACGUGGACGCCGCGCUGCACGCGCAGCUGCGCGAGCUGCGCGUACAGCGCGCGCUGGCGGUGCGGUGUUGUCGCGUGAGCCGGCUGCUGGCGCUGGGCGCGCCGCUGACGCCGGACGUGGACGCCGCGCUGCACGCGCAGCUGCGCGAGCUGCGCGUACAGCGCGCGCUGGCGGUGCGGUGUUGUCGCGUGAGCCGGCUGCUGGCGCUGGGCGCGCCGCUGACGCCGGACGUGGACGCCGCGCUGCACGCGCAGCUGCGCGAGCUGCGCGUACAGCGCGCGCUGGCGGUGCGGUGUUGUCGCGUGAGCCGGCUGCUGGCGCUGGGCGCGCCGCUGACGCCGGACGUGGACGCCGCGCUGCACGCGCAGCUGCGCGAGCUGCGCGUACAGCGCGCGCUGGCGGUGCGGUGUUGUCGCGUGAGCCGGCUGCUGGCGCUGGGCGCGCCGCUGACGCCGGACGUGGACGCCGCGCUGCACGCGCAGCUGCGCGAGCUGCGCGUACAGCGCGCGCUGGCGGUGCGGUGUUGUCGCGUGAGCCGGCUGCUGGCGCUGGGCGCGCCGCUGACGCCGGACGUGGACGCCGCGCUGCACGCGCAGCUGCGCGAGCUGCGCGUACAGCGCGCGCUGGCGGUGCGGUGUUGUCGCGUGAGCCGGCUGCUGGCGCUGGGCGCGCCGCUGACGCCGGACGUGGACGCCGCGCUGCACGCGCAGCUGCGCGAGCUGCGCGUACAGCGCGCGCUGGCGGUGCGGUGUUGUCGCGUGAGCCGGCUGCUGGCGCUGGGCGCGCCGCUGACGCCGGACGUGGACGCCGCGCUGCACGCGCAGCUGCGCGAGCUGCGCGUACAGCGCGCGCUGGCGGUGCGGUGUUGUCGCGUGAGCCGGCUGCUGGCGCUGGGCGCGCCGCUGACGCCGGACGUGGACGCCGCGCUGCACGCGCAGCUGCGCGAGCUGCGCGUACAGCGCGCGCUGGCGGUGCGGUGUUGUCGCGUGAGCCGGCUGCUGGCGCUGGGCGCGCCGCUGACGCCGGACGUGGACGCCGCGCUGCACGCGCAGCUGCGCGAGCUGCGCGUACAGCGCGCGCUGGCGGUGCGGUGUUGUCGCGUGAGCCGGCUGCUGGCGCUGGGCGCGCCGCUGACGCCGGACGUGGACGCCGCGCUGCACGCGCAGCUGCGCGAGCUGCGUCUGCCGCGCGCGCUGGCGGCGCUGGUGCGCGCGCUCAUGGACGUAGCCCCCGUGCCGUUCAAGGGUAAACCGCUUUCGACGAGCAGGGAGACAUUGGGAGGAGACUACUUCCCUGACUACGAGACGACGUUGAUGGCGUACAUCGUGGUGGCGCUCAAGAUGUGCUUCGGCCUCGACGACGACUACGAGCGUCGGCUGUCUGACGCCGUGGACAUGAUCAAUGAGGAGGCCGCGCACCCCCUCGCCUACAGCUCGUGCCCGGAGCCGACCGGGCGGCUGUUCAGCUUCCGCUCGUGGGCGGCGCACCUGCGCCUGCGCGCGCUCGUCGCCUCGCAGCACGCGGCGCCGCUCGCCUGGGCGCGCGGGGCGCAUCCCGCACGCGGGGGGGGGGACGCCGCCAUGGAGCAUCUAGGGGAGUUCACGAGCGAGAGGCAAAGGGAUCCCGACAAGACUAUCAGGAAGGGCGCCAAAGCGAGGCUAACCGACCAAGUCACCAUGGAGAUAUUAGACAGGAUCCCCAAGCGGUACGAAGUCGGCGUACUGUCCCUAGAGGAACUCAAACCGGCCAUGGCCUCGAGGGAACCUCAAACUGCGAUAGUGCGAGCUAUAGGACACCUCCUGCCUGCCGAGCGGAGAAAACUCCUCGAUGAGGACUUCACGCAAUACUCCCUCGAGUACGCGUACAAGCACCUCGCGCUCCCCACCUCCCGCCCCCACAAGAAGCUAUUCCGAGGCGUGAACGCGAACAACGCUUGCGGACGACGACUCGGCGACGCCGUGUACUCCAGCAACGCCGACACCACCACCGUCUACGUCAAGAACUGCUCCAACCGGAACUGGGCGAGAGCGAGACGGCCGACCGCCGCUCACGUGCUCCCUGUUCACGACAGCGACGCCGGGUACGACUCCCGAGAGACUAAAGAGGAGGAAGAGCGAGAAAACUUACAGACGUUUGUGGAAGAGGACGAAGGCAGAAAUAUUUUUGACGAUGAUUUUUCCGAUAUACCGAUUAAAGACGAGAAACCCGAUUCAAAGGAUGAUGUUAACGUCGACGAGACUAAGGAUAAUAUAAAUUGGGGCGAUGAUACUGGCAACUUUGAGAGCGCCGGCUUCGAAGAUGACGCCGACGAACGCGGCAUAUUGGAUAGCGACGACGAGGUCGAGCCGCAGUUCAACCCCGACACCUUCAACAGGAAGGAGGUCAUCAAAGAAAUGAUGGCGGCCGCCUAUAGAAACCGCUACCUACAAGUACCGGCGCGAUUUCUAGCUCUGGGUGAAAAACCGAAGAGUAAGCGGAAGAAAACGGACCUGCAGUCCCGGAAAUACAUUUACGGUAUCGGAACCCCAUACUGGGCCAACAAGCUCAAGAAGCAGGAGGAUACGGCCAAGGUCGAGGAUCUCAUAGCCACUUACUGGGGCAACUUGCACAGCGACGUGUUACACCAGGUGGAGGAACAAGUGCGCGCGUUUACGAACGCGAAUGAGAUUGCCGACGUCAUCGGGCCCGCGUCCGAGCUCGCGGACCCCAGCUUCCACACGGACGGAAACGCCAUGGAAGCCCAAGAUGUGGACGAGUCUAGAGACGUGGAAUUAAUUGAAAAUGAAGCCAAAAAUGAUAAAAGUAACGACGAAGACUCUUGUGAAGAGCACGCCUACGACCCUGUUCUUAAAAACGAUGCAAACUUUGAUGAAAAAACGCACGACGUCGAACAGCUAUACGUGAAGCUGAAGGAACUCCCGCCGGAGGCCGAGCCAGCCGCGAGUCCGGCGCCCGCCGACGACCUCACCGCCAUCAUCGACCAAACCAUCCGCCAGAUGAAACCUCGGAAAAUAAAGAAAAAGGAGAGAAUCAUCAUAAAGACCGAUAUCGAUCACCUGGUGGACGAUCCGAAACGUAUCACCAGAUUUAAUUACUGGUUCACGAUAUUAAUUAAACGAACUAAAGACAUUAAACAUUUCCUGAAGUCGGACCGGAGAGUAGAGAAAGAGUUUGAGGAGAAUUCGUCGCGAAGCUUCUGGUUCGUCCUGAAGGAGUGCUCCGCCGUGUUGGAUGUGAUGCCGUUGCGCCUCUACCGCCUCGUCACCGACAUCGAGCAACAGAUGCUCAAACUCUUGCCCAAAAAGCAAAGAAAAGGAAAUGAACUCAAGAAAAGGGGAAGACACCGCUUAUGCGAGCAUCGUUUAGACGAGUACCCCAAAAAGAAACUGGGGAGACCUCGCAAACACAUGGACAAGUAUGUGUCAAGAGAAAGUGGCUUACACUGUAGACCAGAAAGACUCCGAAAAGACUUCAAAAAUGCAAGCGCCUCCCAGAGUCAGCACCGGCCAAGGAAACUAGGAAGACAGCGCAAAACCUUGGAUGGGAACCUUUCAGAAACUAGCGACUCCCAGGAGUGGAGACCAGAAACACUCAGCGAAGAUUCAAGCACCUCAGAGGAUCAGGACCAGCCGAGGAAACGAGGAAGACCACGGAAACCCCUGGGCGAAAAUACUUCAGAAAACAGGAACUCGCAAAGAGAAAGGCCCAGCAAAUACUUAAAAGAGUCCAGCACCUCGAAGAAUCAAGACAAAUCAAAGAAACGAGAAAGACCGCGCAAAACCUUGGAUGAGAGUUCAGAAGAUAGUGUCUAUGCGCAAAAUCCUGGCCAAUCAAGAAAACGGGGAAGACCUCGCAAAACUCUCGGCAAAAUUAUUUCAGAUGACAGUGACUCAGACUCGCAGGGCUUGAAACCUCGAAAAUCCAGCAACGACUUGGAAGAUACCACGCAAAACCAAGACCAACCAAGGAAUCGAGGAAUACCUCACAAAACAUUCGAUGGUAACAAUUCAGACACUAGUGACUCCCACGACAGUAAUCCAGAAAGACCCCGCAAAGACUCAGAAGAUUCAAACUCCUCGCAGAAUCGACUGAGAAAACGAGGAAAACCCUACAAACCCUUGAAAGAUACUAACGACCCGCAGUACUGUAAUUCAGAAAAACUCUGCGAAAAUUCAGAAGAUUCAAGCACCUUGCAAAAUCGACGAAGAAAACGAGAAAGACCCCUCAAACCCUUGGACGAAACUCCUUCAGAAGACAGCGACUCCCGGCAGUCGAGACCCGAAAGUUUCACAAAACAAUUAGAAGAUAGCACCUCACAGGAUCAGGACCCACCAAGGAAACAAGGGAGACCCCUCAAAUUCUUGAAAGAAAGUGUUUCAGAAGACAGCGACUCGCCGGAGUGCCAACAAGAAAGAUUCGGCACUCUCAGCAGAGACAUAGAAGACGAAAGCGCCUCACAGAAUCAAUACCCACCAAGAAAACAAGUAAAACCCCUCAAAUUCUCGGAUGAAAGUCUUUCAGAAGACAGCUACUCGCAGCAUUGGCGAUCAGAAAGACUCGACAAAGCCUCAGAAGAUGUAAGUACCUCGCAAAAUCAGGAUCAGCCAAGGAAACGCGGCACAACCCUCAAAUCCUUUGACGAUAGUCUUUCAGAAGACAGCGACUCAGAGAAAUGGAAACCAGGAAGAUCCAUCAAAAACCAAGAGCACCCUACGAAACGAGUAAGAACAAGACUUAGUAAAUCCUUAGACGGGAAUGUUUCAGAAAACAGCGACUCUGAUAAGAGCACCCCAAAAAGAUCCAGAACAUACUCGGAUUCGAGUCUCCAAGAAGGAGAAAGCGCCUCACAGAAACACCAAAGAAAAAGGGGAAGAACCACCCCGCAAAACAAAGAGCACCCUAAGAAACGAGUAGGAACAAGACUUCGUAAAUCUUUAGACGGGAAUGUUUCAGAAGGCAGCGACUCUGAUAAGAGCACCCCAGGAAGGUCCAGAACAUACUCGGAUUCCAGUCUCCAAGAAGGUAAAAGCGCCUUACAGAAACACCAAAGUAAAAGGGAAAGAAACACCCCGCAAAACCAAGAGCGCCCUAAGAAACGAGUAAGAACAAGACCUCUUAAUUCCUUAGACGGGAAUGUUUCAGAAGACAGCGACUCUAAUAAGAGCACCCCAGAAAGAUCCGGAACAUACUCGGAUUUGGGUUCCCAAGAAGGUGAUAGCGCCUCACAGAAACAGGAAUAUCAAAGGAAAAGGGGAAGAAAUACCCCGCAAAAACAAGAACAUCCUAAGAAACGAAGGAGACCUCUUAAAUCCGUGGACGAGGACCAUUCAGAAGCAAGUGCCUCGCAGAGGAGCACCCCAGAAAAAUCCAGAAUAUACUUGUAUUCGAGUCAUCAAGGAGAUAAAAGCCCCUCACGGAACCAGGAGCUGCCAAGGAAAAGAAGAAGACCUCGCAAAUCGAUAGAUGGGAGUGUUCUAGAACUAAGCGCCUCGAAGAAGGGUUCCCCAAAAAGAUGCAGCAAAUUUGACUUGAGUCUUCAAGAUCAAAGCACCUCAAUAUCUCACCAACACGUAGCUGGAAACCCCCCAAAAGGAAACAUCUCGAAGAGGAGCACUCCAGAAAGAUCCAGCACCUAUUUAAGCUCGAGACUUUUCAUAGAUAGUAGCACCUUGCAGGGCCAGGAGCACCCAAGGAAAUCUUGGGGAGAGAGCACUUUGCAAAACAGGACCCAUGAAAUAGCCAGCGCAGACAUGAUCUCGAGUCUUCGAGAAGAUAAUAACUCCUCAAAUAACCAAGAGCAACCAAGAAAACGAAACAGACCAAGCAAACCCAUGGAUGGGAGUCUUUUAGAAGCGAGCGCCUCACAAAAGACGACCCCAGAAAAACAAUCAAGAGCCAGCAAAUACUUAAAGGUUGUAAGCCGUUCACAGAAGGAGAAGUAUCCAGGAACGAAAUCUGGAGAAGUGACCCUUUCGGAAGUAAUGAACAUCUUGCAAGAGAGGAGACCAGAAAGGCUAAAACCCAAUAAAUACGUAAAGGAUGCAAGCGAUUCACAGAACCAGGCAAAUCCAAGUCAACCAGGAAAACCUUGCAAGUCCAUGGACUUUCCGAAAAUAAGCAUCUUGCACAGAAAACCAGAAAGACCUAGCACAUACUUAAACUGGACACCUUUAGGAAAUGCAAGCACCCCGCAGAACCAAGGACACUCAAAUAAACCAGAACGAUUCAGCAAAUACGUUGAGAGAAGUCUUCCAGAUAUAAGCGCCAUUCAGGACAGUACAGCUGAGGCUAGCUUCUUGCGGAACAAAACAGAAGAAUAUUCUGAAACGAAAGUGAUUAGUUUCGAUCAAUUCUAGUGACUGUGAUAGAUUUGUGUUAGGGUAGGAAGUAUUGUACGAAACUGAUUCGUAAUAAGUAAUAACGAAUCAUGACGAAGAUGGACGUCUUUAAUUUAAUUAUAAUUUUGAUACAUAUUCCCAAAACUUUCAGUGUUACCUUGGUAUUGCUAUUAACCCUUUAGUCCCUAUCGCUAACGGCAACAUAUAGUGUGACAUAAAAUCAAAGAUAGAUAUAACUCCGUAAUAGAUGGAUACAGUCUAAAGAAAAAACGUGCCUCGAAAAAUCACGUAAAUUUGAUUCUCGAUCAGAUGGCGCCACUAGUUUUGGCCUACUCUCGUAUAGAGGGCGUUGACGGUUUCGUUUGUUAUUUAUAAUUUUAACGCAUAUCAGUGAAAGAACAUGGGUCAAAAUCAUAUAAAAAUAAUCAAUGCAAAUAAAAAAAUCAUUUAUCCAUAUUUAAAUACAUUUUAAUGUAUUUUUAUAAAUCUUCAUUUUUAGUUUUAAAGUAUGUCGAUAGAUGGCAGUGAAUUUACAGUGGUUACAAAAUUUACUAUGACAGUACCGCUCUAUCUUAUUAUAUCCUCUUUGCAUAAAAUACAUAGUAAU